This is a messenger RNA of Zophobas morio, 1389 nucleotides long. Its product is annotated as carboxypeptidase B-like. The record is from RefSeq and is a predicted model, not a curated record. The transcript is spliced from 4 exons. NCBI's taxonomy places the organism in Eukaryota, Metazoa, Arthropoda, Insecta, Coleoptera, Tenebrionidae. Gene Ontology annotation, molecular function: zinc ion binding; metallocarboxypeptidase activity. Bases 119 to 1360 code for a protein of 413 amino acids. Gene Ontology annotation, biological process: proteolysis.
UAUUCAUUGUCAAAUAAUUUUUAGAACUAGGCUAUCUUUGUACUGUCUACACUAUCAGCUUUUUGUUGUAUCAUCUAUAUAAAGGACUGCUGUGAGAAAACGGUUGCAGUGUUUAAAAAUGUGUUCGAUUAAAGCACUAAUCUUUCUAACCCUACUGAGUGUAGCCUUUGGUGUAAGCUAUGAAGGGUACAAAGUCUACAAAGUGACCACCGAAAGCAAACUCCAAAAUGAAUAUUUCAAAGUUUUGCAGUCAAGUCCAGAUUUCGAUUUUUGGUCAAAACUGAACAAGGUUGGACACCCUCUGACGAUAAUGGUGGCACCAAAAGCACAAAAAGGGUUUGAACAUUUCUUGGUGGCAAACAAAAUCAAGUUUGACGUUCUAAUUGACAACGUGGAGCGUACAAUCCAAGCUGAAAAAGAGUACCACCGUUCGAGGUCCACCUCAAAAUCGGGAAGAAUUGCUUUUGAUCAAUAUUAUCGCCAUGAUGAGAUUAACGCAUAUCUGGAACAACUAGCCGCAGAUUACCCCGACAUUGUCACUCUUGAUACUCUUGGCCAGUCCUACGAAAAAAGAGACAUGAAACUUAUUCGCAUUUCUUCGGGUUCUAGCGACCCCCCAAAACCUGUAAUAUUUGUUGAUGCUGGUAUACACGCUAGAGAGUGGAUCGCCCCAGCUGUUGCUCUAUACUUAAUCAAUCAACUGGUUGAAACCAAAGACAACAGCGGUCUUUACGAAGGCGUCAACUGGAUCAUCCUUCCAAGUCUCAACCCAGACGGGUACGAAUACAGCUGGGAUGAAGACCGUCUUUGGAGAAAAACCGUUUCUCCUGGAACUGAGUGUAACGGAUGUGAUGCUAAUCGCAACUUUGGUUUCCACUGGAUGGAGUCUGGGGCCAGUAGUUGGGAGUGUUCGGAGACCUACGCUGGAAAAGAAGCUUUUUCAGAGGUUGAAGCAAGAAACUUGAGGGACUACUUAAACAAAACGGAAAAUAUAGAGGCUUAUUUGACUUUGCAUAGUUAUGGACAAUAUUUGCUGUAUCCUUGGGGGUAUGCGGAUAUUCUUUGCGACAACUGGAAAGAACUCGAUGAUUUGGCGCACGACAUGGAUGACGCGAUUAGCGCUGUGAGUGGCACGAGGUACACCAUUGGUAGUUCCACUGAAACGCUGUAUGCUGCUGCUGGUGCUAGUGAUGACUGGGCAAUGGGUGGCGCUGGUAUUACAAUCGUGUACACAAUGGAGCUUCCAGGAGGGGGAAUCUACGGGUUUGAUCUACCACCAGAGGAAAUUGAAGGAGUCGUGGUGGAAAGUUUCGAAGGUUUGAAAGUUUUUGGUAAUUAUGUUGCAAAGAACAGAAAAUAAAUAAAGAUGUAACACGUAUCCAUAAAAAA